GGAAAUUUUAGCCUUAGGUUUUCUUAGCAUUCGCCAAAAUGUGACAGUUCGCCACCAUUUCAAAACAAAAAGGCUGGUUUAACCGCGCGGUACUGGAACUAGUCUUGCGUUUUUCAGCACUGUCCCAUCGGCCCUAUUGGCCAUUCUUACGUUGCGCGGGGAUUGGGUCGAGUUUAUAAGCGAACAGCAUGCUGGGACUGUAUAAGGGGACGCAAUUCAACAUGGCGCCACGAAAAAUACCAAUGUCGAUGUCAUAAUAAUAAUAAUCAUCAUCAUCAUAAUGCAUUUAUUCUAAACACGAUAGGAAUUACAACAUAGCUGAUGUGGUCGUGUAUUACUCACGCGCUAAUGCAUUGAACGAAGCUCAGUGAGUAACUUAGGUUCUUUCAAUGAUACUAAGAGAAAAUAAAUGAGCUGUUCUUAAGACUUGGUAGGAACAAGACUGCCAAUUAGCUAGACAGUCAAUUAAGCACGUUAGUUUGUUAGUCAAGUAAUUAAUAAUUUAUUUUAGGCUUUUAGUUAGUAAGUGAAGAUUACAUAGCUAAUUAGUAUUGAUGUUGUGGAUCAAGUAAAUCUAACUAACAAAGAUAUUCCGGGACAGAAUGAAAUUUGGUACUGUAGCCAGUCAGUGUUAACGACGACAUGACUUGCGUGCAUGAAAAUCUCCCUGAAUGCUGUUCAUAAGAAUGGCCGGUUCGAUGGUCUUGACAAAUAGGCCAUUCCAGCUAUAAGCAUCCGGUUGCUGACAGGCUAGGCUUAGGUACCCGAACGUGCGCUAUUGUCCUUUGAACCAAUCAGAAUCCGGAGCUGCCGUGGAUUUAAAUAACGUUUUCAGUGCAAAUGGCAAAUGGCGAUUGGCAAAGGCUUUAGUUAAAUGUUUUUGUGUUUUUUUAAUUAUAGUAGCUUAAUUAGUACCCAUAGAUAAAUACCUCUUUGUCAUGGAACUGUUAUAAGACAUUCGCUUUUUGCACUGACAACGUUUUUCGUUGUAAUAGGAAAUGGAAAGCCUUGAUUAACAGAAUACAGUUUCAAAGGAUUACCACAUAUUAUAUUCAUAAAGAUAGUAAAAGCCAAUGACGCGGAUUAAACCUGAUAGACUUAAGGUUUGCGGUUUUGAAAAAAAAAAGUAAUGAUGCAUCAACUAAAACUUACUCUUAAUUCUGCCUUUGAAUGGUCAACUUAAAGCUAUUUGUGACUGUUUUCGUAGUCUCAUUGGCGUCGUUUAUAAGUUCAUAUUAUCCUUUUGCUGAUAGCAAUGACCUAAAUGGCAAUGCCAAGUCAAUAUGGCGCUUAGCGAGAUUAACACUGUCGACAGAUAAGUUCAUUUGCGGGUUUUGUUUCUUGCCGUUGCCACGAGACGCGCAAGGUUAUGUGGGAAAGUUUCAUUUUGUGGCCGCUGCGUAAUCAAUUUAACUCCCCCGUUAUACAUUGCGAUUUUCUCGAGCAUUAGCUAUGUAUCUUAUCAGUAAAAUAUAUCUGACGUUGGAACAAAUAUUGAAAUCAAAUGUAUUUCCGAGGUUGGCCUUAACUAUUGAUUGACCUAGAACAAGUGGCCUCCUAAAAAGAUAUCAGCAUGAGUUUCUGGGAGCCGGGGAUAAUUUCUGCUAGGUCACUUUAAAUAGAGCGCGUAGUCUCGAUUUUCAGUGUUUUUUUUCUUCGAUUGUGCAAUAAGACCUAGCGAUGGCUGGAAAUAGUCAAGCAAGUGCUUACAAAAUUUGAUUUUGCCAUUUUGCCUUGGCAAUAGACCGAUUACUAAAUCAAAACUGCACAAUUUUCAACGAUUUCAUUUUUUGCAUUCCUUUUGAUAACCCACGGAUGACGUCACAGCAUAUACACUAUUAAACCCUUGUAACUGUUUUAUUAGCCGUCAUGGAUAAAAGAUUGGAAGUAAAAUCAGAAACGUUAGCAUCUCGAUUCAGAAGCUGGAAAUACCAGCUUCAGAACCGAUUGAGAAGAAAACUUUAUUUGCGACAAACUGAAAAAGGACAGCAAGAAUAUUGUUAGAAAGUACAUUCAUGAGGCGGGGUUUCAAUGUCUAUGAAUAGAUUUACACCAGUGAGGUUAGCAGAAAAUACCCCUAGGUUUCCGAAUGCUUUUGAGAUAUUUUAGGGGGGGGGCAUAUUUCUAAAUUCAAAAUCUAAUCAUUACGGUAGAUAAGCUACGACUCUCGGGCAGCCUGUGCCAAACGUAUUCGGCUCUGAGCAUCCACCAGUUGACAGUUUCGAGUGGGAAAAGAAAAAGUCGGCAUAACAUCUGUAAGUUAUUCCCAUAUCAGUGUUAGUCUCCUGAAAAGCUCUUUUUCGAUUCUUAAUAUCCCGUGCUAGAUUGAUGCAUUUCUAAUAUUUAAGCAAAUAUCCCAUUUCCAGACUUUUUUGCAUUGUUUUAUGCACUAGUCAUUUGAAACCCCACCCCCAUGGUCCCGGGGAAGGGUGGGGUUAAGGUGGGGGUUUAAAGAAAACAAGAAUCUGUCACGUGGGGAUAAGACUUGUCCCCACCAUGGGGGCUUGGGGACAAAUAAAUAACAUCACAAAUUUUCUUUGCAAAAGUCAUGUCAGUUCCUGGUUUGAGACUCUUUUUCUUCUGUAGCAAGCAAUUCCAUGUAUCAGCGUGUGGCAAGCUGCAUGGCGAAAUGUGCAAAACCAAAUAUUCGCAGAAGUGUACUGGCUUUGAAAUAGAAAAGGCUUUUUUCAGAUGACUUGUUGUCAGGUACUGUAGUUGCCUAUAGUUUGCAUCCUGAUGGGUAUUGGCAUUUGACUGCAGUUUUGUCCCAAGGGGUGGGGGCUUUUCUCUGUUUUAUACAGCGUCUAAGUCUAAUCCUCCACCCUUCCCCGGACCAUAGGGUUAAGGGUUUCAAUUAACAAGUGCAUUAUGUAGUCCCUGAUGUCUGAUGAGUUUACAAAUUGUGGCUUGUCUAUAUACUUCAUAAUGUCGAUAAGAAAUAAGGUGUACUUUGAGCACGGUUAACACUUAAUCAAGAGGAGUAGGGUCCGGGCAACUGGAUAUGCUGGUGUUUUUUUUACUCAACUCGAUGCAUCUAAUUUAUAACCACUCCAGUUUUUAAUAUGUAUUAGUUGGGGGUUGGGGGGGGGGGGGGGGGGUAUACGUGUCCCUACCCAAAUCUCCCAACCUAUAAUAUAAACAUCAAUUUUAUAGAUCCCAUCGCAGAAAAAAAAUGUGUUGUCCCUUAUAGAUGUGAACUAGCCGUCUCAUUCCACAUUCAAUAUUCAUAUCAGUAGUUGUUUUCAAAACGAGGGGGAAGAGGUGAUCAAGACUAAAGUUCAAAACAUAGAGGACUUUUACAACACCCUUUUUUCAAGAGUUCAACUCCCCCCUCCCCCCUUCCCCCUCCCAGUAAAAAGUCAAUAGUUAAGAUAAGAUAAGGGGUAUGCGUGUAAUCAACACAUAAACAAGGGCAAGGGAGGGGCUGAUCAAGUUCAAUCUAAACAAAGUUUGAACACACUCUUUCAAGAGUCCAAUUGUCCUUCUUGUCACCCACAACUCUCUAACUAUGCAUUUCUCCAUUUUUACAUAAUCAUGAUAGGAUUAAACCUAUCUCUUCGCUUGAUGUCACUAAGAUUAACUGACUGUAUAUAACAUUAAUGUUAUCAUCCACUGAUGACUGUUACUACGUUGAGUCUAAAAUUAGAAACUCACAGGCCUAGGCCUCGAAUAGAUAAUUCACUGGGGAGCUCAUCAGCUUCAUCUCCUCGGCCUCUAGAUGAUUCCCCGCCAUGUUUAAAACUUGUUUCGAAAAAUGUAUACUAGAUAUUAACAGCUAGAAUUUGAAAUAACAGUUAAGCAAAUCAAAUUAAAAUUUUCCUAUAACUUGAUAGUAGUUUCUUGAUAAUUUUUUUAUCUAAUAUUUGGUAUUAACGAGUUUGUUCGGGUAAAACGUUCAACUCAGUAAAACGUUCAAUUCAGUAAAACGUGACCGCUCUCUUCGCUGCUAAUCGGUUUUAUUUAUUUGCAUUUGACUAACUUAGCUCUUGUUGUCAAGACAGUAUAAUUAUACUAAUUUUCAUUCGCUCAAAUAGUUGUGUUUACACACAAACGUUAAUACAGACUUUACUAUGUUAAUACAGACGUUACUAUAAAUGUCUCAUAGACUUUUUUGCUGUGUACACUAUUUAUACCCUUAAGUUAAGUUUUAAAGAGAGCAGAAACAUAUAUCUACAAUAUAAAAGCAUAAUAACUAUGCCAAGAAAGUUUCCUUGCCUUUAAAGUGCUUUUUAAUUACUCUUCAGCCUAUCGUUAAGUUCUUGCUGACAGUAUAAUAAUACUUAUAUUAUUAAGCUUAAAUCAGGUUGGUGUACUUUAUCCCAUCCUUAUUCAGUUUCUCUAAUGCAUGGUUGUGUUUACAUUGCAACAUGUGAUGAUUAUGUAAUUUUAAUUUUUAAUGUAGACUUUUCUAUGAAGUCUCAUAGACUUCAUUGCCUUAUAGCCCCCCCCCCCCCCCCCCCCCCCUUAUACACUAUAUAUAUACCCUUAAGAAAAGUUUUAAAGAGAGCAAGGACAAAUAAUAUAAAAGCAUAAAAACUAUAUUAGUGAAGCUCCCUUGCCUAUAAUUAAAGUGCUUUUUAAUUAAUCUUCAGUCUAGGGAAUAAAAAAAAUCAGCCUAAACAUGGUAGUACUGUUUAAUUAGCACAGGAUGAUAUACUAUUUCUUUUGGGCCGGAUAUUCUACACACAAUACCGAUGUUAAACUAUUAAAGGAUUAAUUCCAAAAUGGCUUAUUGGAUUUUCCUUUUUAAAGCACUUUACACGAUUAAAAACUCUGGUUGGUCUUUGUAUUUAAAUAUUCACACUGCUUUUAAAUUUGCUUGCUGAGAAACGCCAUGUUUUUUAUGCUCUUUUAGUCGCCGCGAAGUCACCGAGAUUCGGUCUUCAAAGGCGUAUUGCACAGCGCAUCAAUGAAUUUUAAAUUGCUGAUUGAUCAUCUUCAUAUUCAAGAUUAUUGUCCUAUCAGAAUGAUCGUAUGUAACGUGCAAGGACUCUACGCUAGUCUCAUUAUCUAUACCUCAAUCUACAGCCUACACUUGUGACGUCUCGGAUAUGUUUUUCGUUGUGUGAGGAAGUUCAUUCCGAAUAAAGACCAAUUUUGCACCACAGAAAGGAGAGAUUGUUUGGACUUUACAGCUAUUAUAAUGAUGGCAGGAGAACUCAAGCUUUACUGAACCAGGUCUUGGACGAGUCACAGCUACAACUUCCACGCGACAUCAGUAUCGCUACCAGUACGCUUACACCAGACAUCGCAAGGCGCUUGAAACAUUCACAGGAAAAGAAGGGGAAGAAGAGGGAAAAAAGAGGAGGUGAAAACAGGUGAAUCGGGGGCUUACUCCGUACCUACGUGAGUCCUUAUAUACCUAUUGUAUCCCCAUCCUGAAAGUAACGUGCAGAUUGGACAAGUAGGCUGAACAAUUGUUCCAUGGUAAGUGACUCUUCUCGGAGAAUUGACAGAGAAAAGUGAAGCUCAAAACGUGAACGAUUACGAGGAAGAUUCACAAAUAGGAAGAGAAAAUGAAUAACACAAAUUCGAGUAUACCGAGUAUGCUACCGCCUGCCUACCAGCCCGCUCCAUUACCAUUCCUAGUAUGUUGGUCAGUGAUGGGACUGGCUUCCACUGUUUUGAACGUGGUCGUGUGCUGUAUCGUGUUCUGUAACGCGAGAAUGUUGACGAUAACUAACGCGUUUGUGGUCAGCCUUUCUGUAUCGGAUCUCCUUGCCGCUGCUGUGCUGGUGCCUAUCUACAUCGCCGAGGAAUACACCCUCACAAAGGUCCCCAUCAGUGGUUACGUGAUUGCCGUCUUACUUCUGGCGUCUAUUUUCAAUCUCUGCGCCGUGACUUACGAAAGAUUCGUUGCGCUCACUAAACCAUUUGGCUACCGUGUGAUCAUGAACAAGCGAAAAGUCUCAAUCAUCAUAUUCGCUUCUUGGUUUAUUCCAGUUCUUAUUUCCCUUCUUCCACUGGCAUGGCACGCAGAUCCUAGUUCUCCUUACCACAAGGCUUACAUGAUAAUCACCUUAAUCCUCUUUGUGCUCUUACCCUGCGUGGCAAUGAUCUGGGUCUACGCGCGUUUGCUGAAAAUCAUCCGGAACUUCAUUCAGAGGAACAGACGUCGAACAAGCUCAGGGAACAAGACCGGUGAGCGAGCUGGAACUGAAGAGAAAGCAGCGCGAGUGUUUGCCAUCAUCUUAGCCAUGUUUCUGCUCUGCUGGCUGCCUCUGAUUUAUAUCAACGCCUGCACAGCGUUUCAACUAGAACACUUGAUCACCCAGACACUACUCUACGUCUCAUUCUUUACUCUUCUACUGAAUACCAUCAUGGAUCCGCUCAUCUUCGCGUUCCUCAAACGGGAUUUUAAGGAAUCCAUUUUUAAGAGCGAUAGGCGCCCUGCUGGUAUGAUGACAUCUAUGGUUUCUAGGAGAAGUGAGCAGGAGGAGUUAUCUCCGACAUGUAUGAACGGCGAGUAGAUGGAGUUCCAAGAGGGCUUACAUACGAAAGUACGAAACUAUCUGGAAAAAUUUCAAUCUUUACAGCAGUCUUUCCACGGCUAGUGAGAGUUGACUGGAUAACCAUAUGCAACAUUACAACUGACAGUGUUUUAGCCCCCCCCCCCCCCCCCCCGUUACUGAAACAGGUAGAACAUUUGUUAGUAUAAGCAGACAUUUUUCAAAAUACGGACAUAAUCACCUAGAGGUUUUACCUUACAAGAGAGUUGGCAUUUCUUGGAAGAGAAAAAGGAAUCUUAUAUCUUGGCUGAUCUAGCUGCUGCCACGGAACAGCAAAAAAAAACAUAUAAACACUACACAUGAAUAUGAAUUCUUCAGUACUUGAUGAUUGGGCUAGGGGACAACGAUGAUGUACUCUUGGUAAAACAGCCAUUUGCUCUGAUUUUGGCUACAAAGUACGUCAAGAUCUAAUUGAAGUCGGCCUUUAAUCCAGCACUGCGUUCGAAACCAACCUAUACUGUAAUGGUGAGGAGACUUCUUGAAUGACAAGAUCACACGAAUCUAAUUAGAUAGCAUAUUGUUUUUGAAAAGGUAAAGUAUUCGAAAAUUCAAAUAGAAGCUCGAAGGUUCUGAAAAUGUAAUAAUAUAUUUAGGACGAUAAAUAAAUAGGAUAAGCGGAAGAAAAUUUCUGUCCUGAGAUUCCAACUGCCAUUAAAAUUCAUUAAACCAAGAAAAAAAAACAAUUGAUAACCUUAGGUAAUAAGGCACGAACCAGAAGUAUAGUUUUUUUUUUAUCAAAGCAAUAGGUAAUGAUAUAAAUCUUUAUCUUUUAGGGAUGCAAAUCUUCUCUUGUAUACGUUUUUAAGGACAAAGGAUUUAAAAAGCAAAGAUCCUAGAAAUAUGAAUGAUAAUUGAAAAAUUCACCUUAUAAAACUCUGGAAAUUUGUAAGAACAAAAUCAUUCAAUUUGACCUGGGAUAUAUUAUUUUCUUGCCAAAAGAUACGUAAACAUUACCAGUGGUUCGUAAAAAGGAGGAGCCGAUGCUAUGAUAGACGGAAAAAACAUUUCCUUGCGAGGGUAAAAUACGAUCAGCUUGAGGGUCAAAAUGAAAUGAAAAUAAACACAAAUUUCGUGUCUCGGCAUGGUUAGCAAGAAAUAUUAAACAAAAAUAGGAAGUUGAAAAUUGAAGGUGGGCUUGAAUAUAGUACUGUCCGACAUAGGGGGUCUUAUGGCCUUAUUAUUUAGUGCAAAACACUUUGCAGGAAAAUCAAUUAGAUAGAAAGAUAGUGCCAUCAUUUAGCAAAACAGCUACAAUAAUUCCGAACCGGAUAAUAAUUUUUUUGAAUGUCUCGGGUUGACGAUUUUUCUUAGAAGGUAAUAGUUAAUCGGUUCCAAUUAGAUGGUGCUAAUUAGAUGCUUUUAAAACACUUGUAAAUUAGAACAAUAAGAUAUAAUAUAAAGGAUUGACGAAAAUGAUGGAAGAAACAAAAUUCACACGUUUUUUAUAUUCAAUAAUAACUUGAAUAAAUGAAAAAGUGUUGAAGUACAAUUAGGAGACGGGAUGAAGAAAUUAUCUGAACAAACACGUAUUAUAAGCCGCGAAAGAGACACAAAUAAAUCCCCGAAGUCAUUCACAAGAAACAGGAAGUUCAAAACUGCCAUUUAAUAACUACGAAUAGACUCCACACUCCAGGCAAAGCCUUGACAAGUUUUUCUAAGACGUCCUAUAUUAAUCAAAAGUGCGAAGUCAUUAUCGAUUGCUCAGGGUACUCAGAAGUUUAAGUGAGAUGUCAGAUAAUGUGAGUGACAGUUUCUUCCAUUGAUAAUGUAUACUCCCUAAACCAAAGGAUACAUUGAGAUUCUUCUCUAUUAUGAGAUGAUAAUAAAGGUCUCAAGGAUUUCCGUACUCGUUGAUAGAUUCAGAUGCACAAGGAAUACGGGAAGUCUAAACAUUUUUACAUCGGCAGAUAGGUGGAGGAAUCUCAUUGGUCAAUUAAAACAAACUGAAUAUGAAAGGCGAAUUUAUGGGAGAUAAACAUGAUAUAUUAUGGUUGAACUUACUCCUGGAAAAUAAAAAAUACAUGCAGUUACAUUCAACUUAAUUGGUUAGUGUUUGGCUUGGGAAUUCUCAAGGUUCUUAUGUAUGAGUCUAUCUGCGAGCUAUUCAUGGAUGAUAUAACCGUAUUAGCGGAAACCUUGUAAAGUGCAAAGAGAGAGUUUUUCAGCAUGGUGUCCCCCACAGUGCCUUGUCUUGGCCCUUUAUACUUUACGUUUUGAUCUUAACACCAUUUAGUUUUUUACUUCUCAAAAUAAUAUAAGUGUUUAUCGCGUUUUAAAAUCUUAACUUAUAACUCGAAUCAGCGAUAAGUGCAGGGGCGUGCCUAGCCAAAAACGCAGGCUGGGGUCCAGAGUAGUAAAUCACUGACCACGGACCAAUUAAGUUCAAAUCGGCAUCCUUAAAGCUCUGGUAAUAGGUCACUAGAUCUAUCUAGAAACGUUUUCUAUGCCAAUACAAACAUAAAAUUAACCCUCUUUACUACCAAUGAAGAGGUCGACCGGAAUCAAACUCAUCUCGUCACGUGAUCAGGGUGGAGUCCGGACCAAUCGGCUUCCCCUUCUGGACAUGUGCCGGUCUUCCUGUAAAGUUCGAGUUGGAUCUAGUGUAUACUGUUCAACAUAUGCCCAGAAUAAACUUGCGUUUAACUCCCGUA
Molecule: messenger RNA, 9160 nt
Organism: Nematostella vectensis (starlet sea anemone)
Lineage: Eukaryota; Metazoa; Cnidaria; Anthozoa; Actiniaria; Edwardsiidae
Product: octopamine receptor beta-3R
Exons: 2
Coding region: 5517-6470 (317 amino acids)
Biological process (GO): G protein-coupled receptor signaling pathway, coupled to cyclic nucleotide second messenger; chemical synaptic transmission
Cellular component (GO): membrane; dendrite
Molecular function (GO): neurotransmitter receptor activity; G protein-coupled serotonin receptor activity
Source: RefSeq, a predicted model, not a curated record